Cantharellus anzutake is the source of this 1372-nucleotide messenger RNA. RefSeq lists its product as uncharacterized. The record is from RefSeq and is a predicted model, not a curated record. Lineage: Eukaryota; Fungi; Basidiomycota; Agaricomycetes; Cantharellales; Hydnaceae. The transcript is spliced from 2 exons. The coding region runs from base 239 to 1120 and encodes 293 amino acids.
GCCAGAUCUAGCGCCACUGAUCAAAACGCAGCCAUCAGCCGCUCAGACCCAACACAACGUUGAUGCCACAGGCGGGCAACCUUUGGAUGAUGCAGCUUCUGCGCGCAAUAACUACAACUCUCUAAACGGUGGUAGCUCUGGCGCGCCAGCAACGCCAACUGCGUAUAUCGUGGACCCAUCUUCCUCUGUUCCACAAAACAUUGUUGAUUAUUCACCCUCCACUGCCUAUAGCCCGAGGAUGUCUACGAUCCCGAUCCCCGAGGAUGUAGAGCGUCACCAAACUCCACAUGCCUCUCACACUUAUCCCGCACCCGUGACUCGAUACAACACAUCUGCGCGGUCGGCGUCUGUUUCCCCAAUCCCACCUGCCCUUGUCCAUCAACCAGAUUAUCCCGGACCCCCUAUCGGGCCACAGCAUCCGCCCGACCUAUUGCUUUUCAAUAGCCCUCCGUCGGAGCUUCGCGUGUCUGAUUCUACCGAACCUUCUAUGUCUCCCAAGUCUGUCCCGGGUAACAUGGGACCCGAAGAGAGCCUCGCUUAUGGACAUACCAAUACGGUGCCUCGUUCGCUUUCCAUUUCGACACCUAAGCUUUCCGAACCGUCUAGCAUACCCAUGGAUAACCCUCGGCGUGCUUCAUGGAUGGUGCCGUUCGCUUCAACGGGACGCCAUUUUGACAUUGGAUCGUCGCUUUUGCAGGCGGAGCUCACUGCCCCCCAAACAAGCAGCUUCCAACAGACGCUUGCCGAGUUCAUUCUUUGGGAUACGCACAGCUCGAGAAUUCCGUCCCAAUAUUAUAUAUCUACCUUCCGAGGGACGAGUCAGUAUGCUGUCGGAGGUUUAUCCGCUUGCGGCUUCGCCUGUUUGCUUGCCGCAAAAAGGAUCCUGCUGCUAGGCCGAUCGUGUCGCUCUGGAUCUUCCGAGGUCUCCGAAUUUGCGAGAACCAUUGAUGAUGUGCAUUUUCAUCAGUCCAUCAUCGAACCUUGUGCCAAGUUAGACUCGACGAGUCAUUUUGAGGUGGAGGAUAUAUUAGCGCUGCCAAUGUUUCGCUACUCUUUGCGGCUCGUAAGUACAAUGUACCAGCAGUGCAGAGUGGAGCAUUUUGCCAAGCUUGUUGAGUGAGUGCGCCUGUGCCUCUGUUGACAAUGGGCCCAUGUUUUCAUCUCUAACGUGAUGUCUAUGUUGUAGGGAUUUGCAAAUCACUGCCAUAUCGAAUGGUGGAGAUAUCGCUGCCGUGAUUACUCGACCCCCAGAGAUAGUGAUUCUCUUUUUCCUCACGUUGAGGCACAAUGCAGCAUCGCGUUCAUCAACGGCAACAUCGCCAACUCGCAAUGUCUUUGCUGUAUUCGAUUCACAUAGUCGUUCCAACGGCAA